UCCCCACAAGUCGGUAGAGUACAGGUUCUCAAAAGAUUCAUCAGGGGACUGUCACUGUCUGAGGCAAAAAACAAAAAACAAAAAACAAAAAAACAAAUCUGGGAAGAAAAGGACUUCAGAGGGGGUUGAUGAUGCUCCUGUUACCUCUCCUCACUGUAUUCUUGGCGAAGCGAAGCCUUACUCGGACCCACUCGCUGAGAUAUUUUCGUCUGGCUGUUUCGGAUCCUGUCCCCGGAGUCCCUGAAUUUAUCUCUGUUGGGUAUGUGGACUCACACCCUAUCACUACAUACGACAGUGUCACCCGACAGAAGGAGCCAAAGGCUCCAUGGAUGGCGGCGAACCUGGCACCUGAUCACUGGGAGAGGUACACUCAGCUGCUAAGGGGCUGGCAGCAGACAUUCCAGACGGAGCUGAGGCACCUGCAGAGGCACUACAACCACUCAGGGCUUCACACCUACCAGAGAAUGAUUGGUUGUGAGUUGCUCGAAGAUGGCAGCACCACAGGGUUUCUCCAGUACGCAUAUGAUGGACAAGAUUUCAUCAUCUUCAAUAAAGACACUCUCUCCUGGUUGGCUGUAGAUAAUGUGGCUCACAUCACCAAGCGAGCAUGGGAGGCUAACCUGCAUGAGUUGCAAUACCAAAAGAACUGGCUGGAAGAAGAAUGCAUUGCCUGGCUCAAGAGGUUCUUGGAGUAUGGAAGAGAUGCUCUAGAAAGAACAGAGCAUCCAGUGGUAAGAACAACUCGAAAGGAAACUUUUCCAGGGAUUACAACACUCUUCUGCAGAGCUCAUGGCUUCUACCCACCAGAAAUUUCCAUGACAUGGAUGAAGAAUGGGAAAGAAAUUCCCCAGGAAAUGGAUUAUGGAGGGGUGCUUCCCAGUGGGGAUGGAACCUAUCAAACGUGGGUGUCAGUUGAGUUGGAUCCUCAGAGUAAUGACAUUUAUUCUUGCCAUGUGGAGCACUGUGGUCGUCAGAUGGUUCUGGAAGCCCCUCCCGAAUCAGGAAGCAUCCUUCUAGUGGUGAUCACAAUCUCCGGGACCACGGUUCUCAUCGUCAUCCUGGCUGGAACUGGUGUUCUAAUCUGGAGAAGAAGGUCACGAGAACCAAAAGAAGUCAUGUACCAACCCACUCAAGUGAAUGAGGUCAGCUCUCCCUCUUAGGAGCCAUGAUCUCUGCUCUCAGGCACCCACAUGUCUCAGCCAUACUCCUGACACAAAGGGGGAUUGUAGAAUCGAGCAUUUGUGACAGGAAGAUAGGAGCUACAAAUUUCUCUUCAUUCUUUGGCUCCAGAAGAUCUGUCAACUUUUAGACUCCUGGUGGACUCCUUUAUCACAAUCAACUUUAAAUAGUUUGUCCCAUGACCCAAUACUUCCCAAUAUCAUAAUUGUAAAUGGUGAUUUACAAGUAGAUUAGAGUCUCAGAGCUGCAUGCAACUUUCUUAUCUAAGCAGGAGGUGUCUUCUAAAAUGUCACAGAGUUGAGCAUCAGCCUUUACUUGACAUCAUGUGCAAGUUCCCCCAUUCUACCACAAAACAGCCUUUCUUGUCCAUUUUCUCUCGUGAAAAUGUUUACCGUGUAAGAACUUUGACCAUCAUGGCUCUCAUGACUAAGAAUCUGUAAGGAGGGGUGAGCCGGCCCAAGAAAACAGCCAGCAAGUUUCCACAACAGCCUUUGAAUGGGCACGUCCCAAAACACAGAUCAUGGCACGAGGGGAAGCAGAAGCACCCAGUUCAUGGUGGCUCUGUCAGAAAACAUGGAAUAGAUAUACGGCAAUGGCUUCCUUCGAUUUUACUGUUUCUGUGAGAAAUUAGAACAAUAAUUUAUCAAGCUGAAUGUGAUGGGAAUCUUAUAAGCACAGUACUCAGGAAGCUGAGGCAGGUGGAUUAUAUGUUUGGGACUAGCUUGAGCUACACAAUGAAACCCUAUUUAAAAUAAACCAAAACAAUAACAACACACUUAACAGAACUAAAACAGGGGCUGGAGAGAUGGCUCAACAGGUAAGAGCACUGACUGUUCUUCCAAAGGUUAUGAGUUCAAAUCCCAGCAUCCACAUGGUGGCUCACAAGCAUCCAUAAAGAGAUCUGAUGCCCUCUUCUGGUGUCUGAAGACAGCUACAGUGUACUUACAUAUAAUAAAUAAAUCUUAACAAAAAAAAAACAGAACUAAAACAAUAUUUACCAGACAUAUUAUCCCCUUCCGUAGAACUGCAGAGACCUAGACUCACUUGCAAUAUUUCAACAUGAAAAUAAUAUAUUUGGCUGGAGAUGAUCCAGUGGGUAAAGAUGUCUGUUGCCAAGCAUGUCCACCUGAGGUCAGGCACCCUGACCCACACAGUGAAAGAGAGAACUGACUCCUGAAAGUUGCCCUCUGACCUCUCCAUGAGUGCUAAAUAAAUGGUUUUUGGUUUGUG
Molecule: messenger RNA, 2409 nt
Organism: Apodemus sylvaticus (European woodmouse)
Lineage: Eukaryota; Metazoa; Chordata; Mammalia; Rodentia; Muridae
Product: major histocompatibility complex class I-related gene protein
Exons: 6
Coding region: 129-1160 (343 amino acids)
Biological process (GO): immune response
Cellular component (GO): external side of plasma membrane
Source: RefSeq, a predicted model, not a curated record